AUGAAAUGCACCAACACAGGACAAAAUAUUGUUCAGAAUGAUAAGUUUGGAAGUCGUAUAUUUCUUAACCAAGAAAUUGAUGAGGUUAAUGAACUUCGUAGGAGUCUUUUAGUGAAACAAUUUGAAGCUGGUGUUUCUUCUUCUCAAACCAUACUUUCAUCUCAGAGUGUGUUUCCAGUCCGUCAAGAAUUUCUAAUUGAGACUCUUAAGAGACAUGUUGAUGAAAUUAUUGAGAUUGAAAGCGUAAGGUCAUGUGUCGUAGUUGCAACGAUCAAAAUUGUUCAAAAAAACUAUGGGUGGUUUUAUCCGACAUGUCGAGACUGUAACAAGAAGGUGUUGACUAAAACUGAGUACUUACAAUAUGCUAAAACCAUUUCUGAUGAGGUCAUGAAUCUGUCACCUACUUCAUUGGUAUAUUUGAGAGUGCAAGAUGAAACUGGCAGUGUGUCUUUUGUGAUGUUUGAUAAAGAUGUAAGGAAGCUCAUUGGUUCAACUACGAGUGAUAUAAGGGAACGCCAAGUGAAGGUCAAUGAUACUGAAAGUUUUCCCCCUGAAAUAUCUCAGUUGGUCGAAAAGAAGUUGGCUUUUAAAAUUGAAGUUUCUGAUUACAACCUUAACCAUGACUACCACGUUUACACUAUCCAAAAAGUAUGUGAUGAUCCGGACAUAAUCGCUGAAUUGGUUGCUGGUAAUGGUAAUGCUCUUGAUGUUGCUGAUGAGGUGUUUAGUCAAGAAGGUUCAGAAUUCAAAGCUGUUCAAUUAUCUGAAUCCUCACAGAUGGCCGGUGCUGCUAUUUCAAAGGAUGUUGUAUUUGUUACGGCCGACUCUUCCGUUGUCGAAGCCGAGAAGGAUUCGGGCGCCAGUCCUAAUGUUAUGGAGAGUAAAAAGAAUUUUAUACCAAGAGAUAGAGAGUAUUUUCCACAGUGCAGUACCCAACAGUCCAAAGAAUCAAGGAAGAUAAGAAAGUUUAUCUUGAAUAAGCGUAGGAACAUUGGUGUGGUUCACUUUGUACAGACACCUCCUAUUAUUGAUACACUUCCGGGCAAUGUUACUAUUACUACGAACAAUAAUGGAGGACAAUCUGGAAAGGCUAAUUAUGGUGUUUAUGACUCUAGAAAGAGGAAACAAAGAUUCAAAAUGGUGGAUAUAAGUAAAUUUGAUUUAUCUAUUGUAGCUGAUGUAAGGAGGACAUCUUCAAUGGUCACACCGCUUGAAUCAUCAAAGCAUAAAAUUGAGAGCAGCCCAUUAACGAAUAUUACAAACUUGGAUCGUGUUACAGUAAGGUCCAGUCGAAGUGAUAUUCCAACUCCUCAGAAUAUUGAUAUUAGAACUUCUCGACAGUUGCCAAAGUGUUCCGUUUCUGAUUCACUAUAUUUGACUAAUGUGUUGCUUAUCCUCCUACCCAUUGGAACCGAUGUUAAUUGUCAUUUCCAAAAUGAAACGGCGGGAAAAGAAAACUCCUACCCUGGUGAAAGGUCUAACUUUGAUGAUUCCAAUUCCUCUGAUUGUUUACCAUCUUCUAUCGUAAAAAAGAUUUACGGAAUUGCAAGAGAAUACGUUGAUCAUGGAGAUGCUAUUUUUGUAUGUUCUUACUGUCAUGCAAUGCUUUGGAAAGAUGAAAUGCUUAGGGGUAAUUUGGAUUCUAAGAAAUCGUCUUUUUCUCUUUGUUGUUCGAACGGAGACGUUGAAUUGCCUCCCUCACAUGUUCCUCCUCCAUUGCUCGAAAGCUUGCUACCAAAUGAUGGUGAAGAGCCUAAAUUUUCACAGCUUUAUAUUUAUGAUUCCCAAAACGAGGAUUUUAACCGUCAAAAGGCUGUAAGUGUCGAGGAAGGUUCGAAGACAAACACUAAACAAGACCUUGAUCUUGCCAUCAUAUCCAGUCUUAAAAAAAUGUUGGAUUCUUGCAAUCCACUUGUGAAGUCAUUUAGAAUGGUACGAGAUUGUUUUAAAGAAAAUGAUUGGCAAAAUGUAAGACUCAAGCUCAUUGGAGCAAGGGAUAAGGAUGGUAGAAUUUUUAACUUGCCCACUGCUGAAGAAAUUGUUGCAUUAAUAAUUGGUGAUUUUGAUGGAGCCUUUGAUAAAAGGGAUAUCAUUAUUCAAACAAAAUCAGGCGAUCUUCAGAUUAGUGAGCUUCAUCCCUCUUAUCUUGCAUUGCAAUAUCCACUUAUCUUCCCAUAUGCAGAAGAUGGAUUUAGACUUGGUAUUAAACAUCGAGGUGUUUCAGUUGAUUGUGAUAUACUUAGAACCAGCACCACAAUGAGAGAAUUUUUUAGUUACAGAAUACAAGACAGAGCCAACCAAUUUUCGUUGUUACUCAAUGCCCAAAAGCUAUUCCAACAGUUUUUGGUUGAUGCGUAUACAAUGAUAGAAUCUGCACGGUUAGCUUACAUAAAGACACAACAACCCAAACUUAGAAGUCAAACAUUUAAGAAUUUAAAUCAAAGUGUUGAAAGUGGAGAAAGCGAUGCGUCAAAUUGUGGAAAACGAAUUUUGUUGCCAUCAUCAUUUACCGGUGGAUCGAGAUAUAUGAUGCAAAAGUAUCUAGAUGCUAUGGCAAUCUGCAAAGUUGUAGGAUAUCCGGAUCUCUUCAUAACAGUCACUUGUAAUCCCAAUUGGCCUGAGAUUUAUAGGUGUUUAAAAGACAAACGGUUGAACCCUCAAGAUAGACCGGAUAUUAUCGCACGGUUAUUCAAAAUUAAAAUCAAUCAUCUAAUUCAAGAUUUCAAGAAACAUAAAUUCUUUGGUGAGAUACAAGCAAUUAUUUAUACAAUCGAAUUUCAGAAACGUGGUCUACCUCAUGCUCAUAUAUGUUUGUUCUUAAGUGUCGAGAGCAAGUUUCCAACUGCUAAAGAAAUUGAUUUGGUUAUUAGUGCUGAAAUACCUGACAAAGAGACGGAUGUUGAACUGUAUGAACUUGUCAAACAGUUUAUGAUCCACGGUCCUUGUGGUACAGACAACCCUCAUUGUCCAUGCAUGGUUAAUUUAAAAUGUUCGAAGAAGUUUCCGAAAAAAUAUGUAGAUGAGACUUGUGUUGAUUCUGAAGGAUAUCCUGUCUACCGUCGUCGUCAAUCAUGCAACACUGUAGAAAAAAAUGGUGUGUUGCUUGACAAUAGGUUUGUAGUUCCGUACAAUGCUAUACUACUCAAAAAGUAUCAGUGCCACAUAAAUGUUGAGUGGUGUAACCUGUUAGUAAUCUGUAUGAAUAACCGAACAUAA
Messenger RNA from Helianthus annuus (common sunflower), 3216 nucleotides. RefSeq lists its product as uncharacterized. The record is from RefSeq and is a predicted model, not a curated record. NCBI's taxonomy places the organism in Eukaryota, Viridiplantae, Streptophyta, Magnoliopsida, Asterales, Asteraceae. The transcript has 14 exons. Bases 1 to 3216 code for a protein of 1071 amino acids.